Messenger RNA from Enhydra lutris kenyoni (northern sea otter), 2097 nucleotides. It is a transcript of the gene TLE6, whose product is annotated as transducin like enhancer of split 6. Gene Ontology annotation, molecular function: protein binding; transcription corepressor activity. Gene Ontology annotation, biological process: negative regulation of canonical Wnt signaling pathway; regulation of DNA-templated transcription. Gene Ontology annotation, cellular component: transcription regulator complex; nucleus. The record is from RefSeq and is a predicted model, not a curated record. Lineage: Eukaryota; Metazoa; Chordata; Mammalia; Carnivora; Mustelidae.
AUGAACACGGGCCCGCUGCGAGUCCGCUGGGAAGCCAGCCGCAGCCCGGCGCCCCGAAGGACGUCCCUGGAGCCCACUACUAGCUGGGGCAGCCAGAGGCACCAGAGUUUGACAAAUGAACAGAGAAGUCCUUGGGCCCCCUGCCUGAAGAUCACCUCUUGGGGCCAUCCUAGCCCCCAGAAGCACCCUCCAGGGAUGAUGGGGCCCCCAGGAACUCUGGCUCCUUCUGAACUGAGCUGUCGGGCUGUCCUGGAUCAGCUCCGGCGAGAGUUCCCCAGGUUCCCCCCUCACCUGGCGGCACAGGUGGAGAGCAUGAACUUGGCGCUCCAGAAGAUCCGGCAGGGUCUCCAGGAGCAUCACAAGCAGACGGAGAACUUCCUGCGGACAGUGGAGACCUGGAGCCAGGCCCUGGGAUUCCAGCCUGCGGAGGCCAGCCCCGAGACUUCCCUGCAUCCAGAGGCCGAGACCCCACAGCCCUCCGGGCUCCAGGGACCACCCUUCGAAGAUGUCCUGGCCGCGAGGUCCUCAGACUGGCUGAGGCAGCCCUACAGAGCGGACGCCGGGCCCCCCACGCUGGACACGCAGUCCCCCUGGGACCCCAAGCCCCGGUUUUGGCAGGACGUUCUGACCGAGCAGCUCUGGCAGAUCUUUGCGGGAACCCACAGGAGGGACCAGCGCCGCAGGAUCCCAGCAACAGAGCAGUUGCCAGGCCUGGAGAGCCAGGAAGCAGGACCACAGGACUCAGGACUGGAACCACGGAGCAGAGAUGCUUUGGUGCCCAGCCCACCCGAGCCCUCCCCCAGCUCCCCCGAGGGCUCCGGAGAAGAGAGCACAGAGCCAGGCCUGUCAGGCCUGGACACCGAAGGGAUGCUCUCCCUCCGCAUGGCCCAGGAGCCUGCUGGGAGAGCCUACCGGUUCCUGAAGCCCAUAUGCUGGGACCCUGAGGACUUCGAGGACACGUGGAAGAGACCAGAUGCCUUGCCCUGGCAACCCCAGAAGGCGGCCAUCCCGCACGGAGCGGAGAAGAUGCGGACGCUAAAGCACGGGGAGCCGGUGCUCGCCACGGCCGUCAGCAGCUGCACGCAGCACACGUUCACCUGCGGCCGCGGCGGCGUCAAAGUGUGGAGCCUGGUGGGCGGGGGGCUGGAGGACCGGCGCCCCGAGAGCCACCUGCGUGUACAGGUAGGAGAGGGGCUGGCUCUGGGGCAGAGCUCGUGGGAGCCGGAAGAGCCCCGGCCACCGCAGAGGACGGUCACCUGCACCCAUGCCGCCCCAGACCCCCCAGGCCUACCUGCGCACCUGCCUGCUGUCCCCGACCAGCACGACCCUGCUGACGGGCGGCCACAACCUGGCCGGCGUGAGCGUGUGGGACCUGACCGCGCCCUCCCUGCGUGUGAGCGGCGAGCUGCCCUGCGCAGGCCUCACCUGCCAGGCCCUGGCCUUCGGCCCCGAGGCCACCCUGGCCUUUGCGGGCUUCACCGACGGCACAGUCAGGAUCUGGGACUUGCGGGACCAGAGCAUUGUCAGGGACCUGCCGGGGCCCCCAAACGGAACCAAGAGCAUUGCUGUCAAAGACCAGAACAUCUGGACGGGGGGGCUGGACACCUGCCUGCGGUGCUGGGACCUGAGGACCCCCGGGGAGCCCCUGGAAUACCAAUUCGAGUCUCAGGCAGAGAGGACCAACCCACUUUACAGAUGAGCAGACUGAGGCCCAGAGGUGUGAAGUUGCUCGUCAGGGCCAGGAAGCCAGGAAGCUGGCCGGAGAUAAUGAGCCUGUCCCCCAGUCCCCAGGAAGACUGGGUGCUGGUGGGCACAGCCAGUGGCCAACAGUGGCUACAGCCCACCCGAGGGGGCCAGAAGCACAUGGUGGGGUGUAAGGACGGCACCAUCCUGGGUCUCAAGUUUUCCCCAUUUGGCCAGUGGUGGGUGAGCGUUGGGACGGAUGACCUGGUCAGCAUCUAUGGCAUGCCCGCGGGGACCAUGGUAUUCCAGGUGCCUGAGACCUCCUCCAUCCUGUGCUGUGAUGUGUCCCGCAACAACCGCCUGGUCGUCACGGGGUCGGAGGACCACGCCGCGGUGUACCAGAUCACCUACUGA